Molecule: messenger RNA, 3254 nt
Organism: Seriola dumerili (greater amberjack)
Lineage: Eukaryota; Metazoa; Chordata; Actinopteri; Carangiformes; Carangidae
Gene: f13a1b
Product: coagulation factor XIII A chain-like
Exons: 14
Coding region: 1-2229 (742 amino acids)
Biological process (GO): blood coagulation, fibrin clot formation; peptide cross-linking
Molecular function (GO): protein-glutamine gamma-glutamyltransferase activity
Source: RefSeq, a predicted model, not a curated record
AUGUCUGAUAAAGAUACCUCCCCGACUCCCUCACCUGCCCCUCCUCUACCCACCGGACCCCCUCCCAAGGUGACGAACCGCGGCCGCUCCGCAGGUCCCACCGCCAGCUCCAACUCUGACUCCACGGACAUCCCCGAUUUCGAGUUCUAUGGUGCACCGCACCCGAGAGGAGUUCCCCCUCUGACUGAGUUUCUCGACAUCAGUGGCGUGGACAUGAUGCGGAGGCCCGACGAGAGCAACAAGGUGGAACACCACACCAUGUAUUACAACUCCGACAAUCUCAUCGUCCGCAGAGCGCAAGAGUUCCAGGUCAAGAUCACCUUCGACCGUCCCUACGAUUCUGCGCGAGACAAGAUUGCUUUGGAGUUUGUCAUCGGCUCCAGCCCCCAGUACAGCAAGGGCACCUACAUCCCUGUCUUCGCCACGAAGGAGCGUCAGAGCUCCUGGGCGGGCCGCAUCACACACACAUCGGGCAACGAGAUCACCAUGGGCAUCACUCCUGCGGCGAACUGCAUUGUGGGGAAGUACCACAUGUACGUUGCCGUGGCGACUACUUACGGCAUCCGCAGGACCAGGAAGGAGAAAAGCCGAGACCUCUACAUCCUCUUCAACCCCUGGGCCUCGGAUGACGCCGUGUUUCUGGAUGAUGAGAGAGAGAGGGAGGAGUGUGUGAUGACCGAGAUGGGGAUCAUCUACCACGGCGCCUACGACGACAUCGCUGAGAGAGACUGGAACUACGGACAGUUUAACUAUGGAGUCCUGGAUGCCUGUCUGUACAUCAUGGACAGGUCUGAGAUGCCCAUCACCAACAGAGGAGACCCCAUCAAGGUGACCAGAAAGGCCUCUGCUAUGAUGAACUCUCGGGAUGACGACGGCGUGCUGGUGGGGAACUGGAGCGGCGACUACACCUACGGAGUGGCGCCCACUUCCUGGACUGGCAGCACAGACAUCCUGCUCACCUACGCCAGCAGCAAGAUGCCCGUCUGCUACGCUCAGUGCUGGGUCUACGCCGCAGUCUUCAACACCUUCCUGCGUUGUCUGGGUAUCCCAUCCCGGGUCGUCACCAACUACUUCUCUGCCCAUGACAACGACGGGAACCUGAAGACUGACAUCAUCCUGGAGGAGGGUGGCAGGAUUGACCGCAAGCUCACCAAAGACUCUAUCUGGAACUAUCACUGCUGGAAUGAGUGCUACAUGACCAGGCCGGACCUCCCAGCUGGCUUUGGAGGCUGGCAGGUUGUGGAUGCAACACCACAGGAGACCAGCGACGGCAUGUACAGAUGUGGCCCUGCAUCAGUCCAGGCCAUCAAACAUGGGCAGAUAUGCUUCCCCUUUGAUGCCACCUUUGUGUUUGCUGAGGUCAACAGCGACGUGGUGUUUUAUUCCCGGAGAAAAGACGGGACCAUGGAGCCAGUCAAAGUGAACCGGACUCAUGUAGGCCGCAUGGUUCUGACCAAAACUCCGGGAGACCUGACCCGCCGUGACAUCACCGAUCAGUACAAGUUCUCUGAAGGCAGUACAGAGGAGCGGACCGUCCUGGAAAAAGCAGAUGAGUAUGGCUGCAAUCGAGAGAAGUCCAACCCUCCCCUGGCUGACGUGGACCUGGUCGUGCCCACCCUGGAGGUCAGCGUGGGAGACGACUUUGAGCUGAGCGUGGAGUUCAUCAACCGAAGCAACCAGCAGCGCACCGUGGACACCUACAUCAGCGGGAACAUGGUGUAUUACACCGGAGUCACCAGGUCUGAGUUCCUGUUCAGGGAUCCCACCGUGGAGAUCGACCCCAACCAAACUGUGAAGGAGUUGGUGGCAGUCAAGUCAUCAAGCUACAUGAGGCAUCUGGUGGAACAGGCCAACCUCAACUUCAUUAUCACCGGGAAGGUCCAGGAGACCGGCCAGAUCAUCUCCACCAUGAAAAUCGUCGCCCUACGCAACCCCAAAAUCCUUGUUGAGGUGUCCGGUGGAGGCAGAGUGAACGAAGAGAUGAUGGCGAGUGUGCAGUUCACAAACCCCUUCACCUUCAGCCUGGAGAGCGUCUACAUUCGCAUGGAAGGACCUGGGAUCAUGGCGCCCAAGUCCAAAUACUACAGGAUGAUCCCAGGAGGCUCCUCUCUGACCUGGACCGAGUUUUUCACCCCGCAGAGGGUCGGUACCACCAGGAUGAUCGCUACUCUGGACUGUCCUGAUCUCAGGCAGGUGUACGGCCAGGCAACCGUCACCAUCAAGCCCUGAGGAUCACCACGGGAUCGCGGAUGCUCUACUUCAUUUAACUCAGUUACACUUCAGCACAAAUAUAGGCCUAUAACAUAGUUAUGUAGCUGUAGGUUUACAACAGGUAUAGCUUCAGCACUUAUAACAACGGUUAUAGUUUUAACAUACUCUGCAGAGGUAGUAGUCAUAACAAUUGCAUGUGCCUUAAGAUCUUUCCAAAAAACAAAAAAAGAUUUUCGUAACCUAUUACACACAAGAAAGCUAUGAGAUUUUUUUACAAUCAAGAAAGAACAGUUUCACAAACAGUGUUAUCUCACAUUGUUUUUUGUUCCAAAAAUCGUAAGUAUUUUUAGCUCCAAAGUAUACAAAUACACAAGUAUCUCUAUUUUCAAGCUGCAGUAAUGGAUUUCCAGCCACUAGGGGGCAGUAUUACUCUGAAAAAAGUCCAGCAGACACAGAGCAACAUUACCACUGGAUUUCUUUUGUUUUCUUGAUGAAUUUUAGCCCAAUAUUGACUUACCUUAUCUUUUCCACUAAGUUUAAAAAUAAAAAUAUCUGGCUCUUCAGCUGAUGGAUGAUUGAUUAUGUUUUCUCUCUCCGUCUGCCAUUAAGGCACUGGGCAGGCAGCUUUAUCAGAGCCGGGUUUUCAAAUAAAGGCUUUCUGACACUGCUAGAAACAUGGUUGAUAAGGCCAGUGACAUAGAACUAAACAGUAAAUGUGCCAUAAAAUCAAAACAAUGAGCUAAAAGAUGCUAAAAAGCUCAGAUGAGCUUCAGAGUUGGGUGAUAAUUCUCUGUGAUUAUGAGCGAUCCAUUUGAUCUUUCAAUUAAUGUACCAAAUAGUGAUUUUUGCAGCUUUAACUUUAACAAUUGAACACUUUUCAAAAUUUACCCCCACUUUUCACAUCGAUUAAAUUCAGAUAUCAACAUGUCUACUCGAGUAAAGUCUUCCUCUUCAUAUGAAGCUAUAAAAUCAGUCUCUUCUCUUCUUCUUCUCUGUACAAGAACGAACACAAAUAUCAACCAAAUAAAAGAUUAACAACAGCA